AUGCCCGCCGAGCUCGCGACAAGUCGGCGGAGUCUGAACGGGAAAUGCCGAGGGCACCCGAGAGCUGCCCUUUCUGCCAAUUGCCUGGAGUCAAGUGGGGAAAUGGCUGAACGAGGCCAGCGCGUCAGGGGUCUUCUGAUUCAUCGCCCGAUUGUCUAUGGAAACACUGCGAUUGUGCUCACUCCCAUUGAGCGCGAGUCGCUCAGCACGCCGGACCACACCCACCGUUGGACUGUCGCAGUUCGCAGCGCGGCGUCCCCGCCUGGCGCCGACAUGGUAGGCGGCGGCGACGACCUUACCUACUUCAUCAAACGCGUCACGUUCAAGCUACACGACACCUAUACCAACCCGACACGGCAUAUCGACAAACCCCCGUUCGAAGUGUCAGAAACAGGCUGGGGCGAAUUCGACAUCCAAAUCCGCAUCCAGUUCAUUCCCGAAGCAGUCGAGAAACCUGUCGUCUUCUACCACCAUCUCAAGCUGCACCCAUGGACGCCCCACGUCCUGGGUGCACCAUCUGCUCCGCUUCCUCCGCCUCCACUCGAGGAAGCCGCGCGUAUGGGACCAGUGCAUUCGUGGCAAUACGAUGAAAUCGUCUUCCACGAGCCAUACCAAGCCUUCCUCGACAUACUAACCGACCAUCCUCCGACCCCUCUGCCCAAAGCCCGUAAUAGAGUUGUACCCUUCCACGUGGUCCCCGAACCGGGCUUGAAUGCAGGAGGCGCGGGCACUGGAGGUGUGCCAGAGUUCACAACGACAAUGGAGAAGGAGGAAUACGACAGACUCGAGAACGCCAAGAAGCAAAUUCUGGCCGAGCAAGAACACUGGAAAAAGCUGCUUUUGGAGAAGGAGAAAGAGUUCCAAAAGCUUCAAAAGCAAAUCGACGCGUAGUAAUUGACGAUUCCGAAUUUCUCCUUCCUAUGCUACAGUGUAUCAGUACGUAUGCUACAAUUCAAUUAUCUCAAUUGUUCCCAGAAUCAA
This is a messenger RNA of Coniophora puteana RWD-64-598 SS2, 981 nucleotides long. RefSeq names its product yeats-domain-containing protein. Lineage: Eukaryota; Fungi; Basidiomycota; Agaricomycetes; Boletales; Coniophoraceae. Gene Ontology annotation, cellular component: NuA4 histone acetyltransferase complex; Swr1 complex. Gene Ontology annotation, biological process: regulation of transcription by RNA polymerase II; chromatin remodeling. Gene Ontology annotation, molecular function: histone binding. The transcript has 4 exons. Bases 1 to 891 code for a protein of 296 amino acids. The record is from RefSeq and is a predicted model, not a curated record.